AGAUAUGUUCAAGUUUUGUCCGUUAGAGCUUUAACUUUACAGUUGCAGUUUCAAACGCUUUCAUGGAGUAGUAUGGGGGAAGGGGAAUGAAGCUUUUUGUGGCAGUGGCACAUUAGUGGGGAGUUCGAUAAACUGUGCCACCAUUGGUGCCCCCCAGUUUGCGUUAGCGAGCUUUGCGCAAGUACCCAAACAAAGUGGAACAGCUGAUGGCUUUUGCCGAAUGGCUAGUAUGCGCUGGGUGGCUGGGAUGCGAGGGUGGUUGGUGUGCGUGGCGAGACCCUGCAUAGAUAAGUGUAUGCGCGUCCAUUAAAUCUCUCGGCGCUGCAAGCCAAAGCAGAUUGGGCCGUCGCGAAGGUCAGUUCACACGGGAGUGCGCGCCAAGCAACUUCGUCGGCCGUCGAAAGAGGACAGGAUAGGCGCAGAACAGGACAGGCAUGGUGGGGAGGUGGGGCAGAAGGAUAGAUAGGUCGUCACCCGGAUACAGACACAAAACUUUUCAAAGUGCCCCAGUCCCAGCAUCCAAUUGGCGUGAAAAACAUUUGUUUUGUUUCAAAUAUUUCUCGCUACAUACAGAUGAGAUGUGGGAUUUGGGUUUGGAUUCAGGCCUGGAUUUUUCAGUGUAAUAAUUAUAAAGUUGCAUAAUUCCCCACACACGCACACACCGACACAUGAUUCCAUGGAAAUGGGUUCCGCCGCAUCGAAUUUGGGCGUUGCAGUUGCAUAUUAAUGCAUUAUUGCCGUUUCGCUGGCCACUGACUUGUGGCCGCCACCAUGGAAACGUGUCGCACCUGUGCGAUUUCCAUGUUUGUCUGCGAUUUCGAAAAUGGCAGCAACAAUUUCUUGGAUCUCUAUCAUCCCAAUUGCUGGCCCAGCGAGAUGGCCCAGAUACGACUGCAGUUUGUUAACUGGAAUCUUGAGAUCUCACCAAACGACGGUCUACCCCAAAAGAUCUGCAGCGAUUGCUUUGCCAAAUUUUGCUCCAUAAACGCCUUUCGAGUGGUCUGCCAGGAGGCACAGUCGAAGUUGUCGAAUAUUUACGACAAGAUCGAUGCCAACAGCCUCGAGGAGGAUGAUCAGGAAGAUGCUUCUUCAGACCAAGUGCAAGAUGUUGAGGGAACAGGAGCAGGCACACCAACAACGAUGGUUUCAGCCGAAACUCCACCAAACACUGCCAUUGAUCCCAUAGAGAUUUUUGUGGACGAGGAGCAGGAGCUGCAGCUUGACCUCGAGGAACCCACUAGCCCGCAGCUGGCCAUUAGUUACACCUGCAAGUUCUGUCUGCGGCCCCAGGAGAGCUACCAGCUACAGCAGAUGCUGCUGGAGCACAUCAACACUAGCCACGACCCGGAGCAGCCGUACAAUUGUCCAGAAUGCGAUGCCUGUUUCCAGGAUGCGGCAUCACGCACCGUACACCUGAAGAGCUGCCACGUGGAGAAGCAGCAUACCUGUGAGGUGUGCGGCAAGAAGUACGGGGAUCGGCACAACCUCCGGCACCAUGUCGAGAAAUAUCACACGGAGACGGACUUCGAAUGUGGCCUCUGCGAGAAGCGCUUCCUCACCCGCAAAAGCCUCAACUACCAUAUGAAGUGGCACAACCCGGAACGCCAGCUCAAAUGCCGCCAAAGUGGAUGCGAGAGGCUGUUCAUCAAUCAGCGUCAUCUGAAAUGCCACGAAGCUACUCACCUCGGAGCAAGCUCCCGGAAGAGUGAGCAUUGUAGCUUUUGUGGAAAGACCUUUAUUCAUCUGAAGACUCUUCGAUGGCACAUCUACCGACAGCAUGGAGGAGUGCGAUACCCUGAGAGUAAGUAUAUGGCCGUGCUACGGCUGAGUCAUCGACCUGGCAUGCCGGUGAUUGCCAACAACAAGCGCGUCCUGCAGCAGAAGCGAGAGCGCCAAUACUCCGGACUCUUCCAGUGCGGCAGUUGCACGCAGAGGUUCAACAUGAAGUCGGCGCUGGAACGGCACUCUGCCGUCCAUUCGGAGAAGGACCGCCCGCACGCCUGUCCCCAGUGCUCCAAGCGAUUUAAACGUGUCCAGGACAUGAAGUGGCACAUCAAGACGCACGAGAAGGAGAAGCCAAACGUGUGUGAUGUAUGCGGCAAAUCCUUUGCGCUGAAGUACGUGCUAAACCAGCAUCGACGCAGCCACGAGGUCUUGGAAAAGAACUUUAAGUGCAGCACUUGCGGAAGAGCCUAUUUGUUUGAAAAGUCCUUGCGACUCCAUCAAAGGGUCCACACCGGAAAAACCUACUAUAAGUGCGAUCUCUGCCAGGAACGCUUUGUCACGCACAUCAAGCUUAAAACUCACAUGCAAAAGACACACACCUCUCAGCCACCCGCUGAGGACACUCUGGAUGAUCUGAUAAACAUUGUGAUUUCCUAACCAAGAGGAACAGCAAAGAAUACUGUAAUAGCUAAGCACAUACAGAAACUGUUUUGCAUUCUGAGCGUAGCUCUCACUAAAUACUCACUAGCAGCAUAGAAAUCAAGCCUAGAACUUAUAUACCACACCCUCCAUCCAAAGUUAGACCAUUUAGACACAGGGAUCGCUGCGUCGUGAAUGUGAGCCGUGAGCUUUAUCUAGAAUAUACCAUAGGGAAAUGUUAUAUUUUACUAUAUAUGACCCUUAUCGUAAAUAUAAAAACUAUAUCAUAUUUAUUCCUUCUUUCUGACCUUACUCAGUAGUCUCAUACCUUCUAUCAUCUCUGAUUCAUACUCAAGCCUUAUAUUAAUCCCUUAAUCAUUGCUGACCAUUUAGCGAUAAGCAAUAAGAAAAACAUGUUGUUAAAGAAAUUUAAGCAAUUAAGCAACU
This is a messenger RNA of Drosophila ananassae, 2811 nucleotides long. Its product is annotated as zinc finger protein 2. The transcript has 6 exons. Gene Ontology annotation, cellular component: nucleus. The record is from RefSeq and is a predicted model, not a curated record. Gene Ontology annotation, molecular function: zinc ion binding. The coding region runs from base 772 to 2382 and encodes 536 amino acids. NCBI's taxonomy places the organism in Eukaryota, Metazoa, Arthropoda, Insecta, Diptera, Drosophilidae.